UUUCGGAAGAGACUGAAAGGAAAACACACGGCGAUAUCAGAAAACACCGCAAUUGUUAAAUCGCUACUGUUAAUCAUAUUGUGCUGUCAAAUGUUUUUAAUUGACAUUUUUUGAUUGUCGCUAUCGGCCAGUGUAGAGAUUUGUGCAAAAGUUGUUUAUAAUUGGUAAACGCAUGCUACCUGGCAUAAUAAUAUAGUGGCUUGUAUAGUGAUUGAUGGUAGCAAAGGUACGCUAAACGUAGACCAAAAUUUCUGUGCAUUGGCUUAUGUGUGUGAUAAUUGCCCUUAAAGUUCUCAUUAUUGUGUGUGUACAGAAACAUUGAUAUUUCAAGUGCCGGUGCGAUGCGUAAAACUCGUUCUCAAACUCAGGCGGAGGCCGCAAUGGCAAAUGCGGGACGUACGACUUCCACAUCCAAUUCACCAUCCAUUGUUUCAUCGACGGAGAACAGUGGGGCACAAAACAUGAGCACGAGUAAUCGCAUGCCUCAAAAUAUCCAGAUUGCUGCCGUAAGUGCACAAAAGCGUAUUGUGCAACAAACGGAGCAUUUCAAAAUCAAGGAAUGUGAGGAAAUGAUAAAUUUGCUUCGCGUAGUAGAGCUGCAACAGAUACUAACAUUUUUGAAUAUUUCGUUUUCUGGGCGUAAAAUUGACUUACAACGGCGCAUCAUUAAUCUAUUACAUACAAACUACGACUUAUUGUCUCAUAAAAUACGUGAAGUUUACGCACAAUCAAUUGCAGAGCAGCAAGCUCAGCAGUACGGGCCAACAGAUCCAAAAAGGAUGUAUUCACACAUGCAAAUGCCACAAGUGCAACCCAAUCCAGCAGCUGGUCUGCCUAAUGCCGGUCAACCAACAGCUGUUGGUGCCCAACCAAUCGCCGGUGUACCGCCGACUGGGCCCGGCGUUGCCAACAAUAUGGUACCGUUUAUGAAUCCCAUACCCACACAUAUACCGAUACAUCCAGACGUACGUCUUAAGAAACUAGCUUUUUAUGAUGUACUGGGUGUGCUGAUUAAGCCUUCAUCACUUGUGCCGCGCAAUACACAGCGUAUACAAGAGGUGCCCUUCUAUUUUACAUUGACACCACAACAGGCCACAGAGAUUGCAUCAAAUCGAGACAUACGAAACAGUAAUAAGAUUGAGCAUGCCAUACAGGUUCAGCUACGUUUCUGUCUAUUGGAAACCUCAUGCGAACAAGAGGACUGUUUCCCGCCCAGUGUCAGUGUAAAGGUCAACAAUAAGUUGUGCCAACUGCCGAAUGUCAUUCCAACAAACAGACCGAAUGUGGAACCAAAACGACCACCUCGCCCCGUCAAUGUUACAGCAAAUGUAAAGCUUUCGCCUACAGUUACCAACACAAUCACAGUACAAUGGUGCCCGGAUUAUACGCGUGGCUAUUGCAUUGCCGUAUACUUGGUGAAGAAGCUCACUUCAGCGCAAUUAUUGCAUCGCAUGAAGACUAAGGGCGUCAAACCAGCCGACUACACGCGCGGUUUAAUUAAAGAGAAACUCACUGAAGAUGCAGAUUGCGAAAUCGCUACAACAAUGCUUAAAGUUUCACUGAAUUGUCCGUUGGGCAAGAUGAAAAUGUCCAUACCAUGCCGUGCAUCGACUUGCUCGCAUUUACAAUGUUUUGAUGCAAGUCUUUACCUGCAGAUGAACGAGCGUAAGCCUACAUGGAAUUGUCCAGUGUGCGAUAAGCCAGCCAUUUACGAUAAUCUGGUCAUUGAUGGCUACUUUCAAGAGGUGCUCGCCUCAUCGCUACUUAAACCCGACGAUACGGAGAUACAAUUACAUAAAGAUGGCUCAUGGAGCACACAUAGUUUACGUAAUGAGGCUCAAAUAAUCGAUACGCCGACAAAGCCGGUUGAAAAAGUCGAAGUCAUUUCGGAUGAUAUCGAGGUCAUCACCACAGAGGAUGUGAAAAUGGUUAAAGCUGGCGCACCACCUGCCAUCGCUAAUGAUCAGCCCACAUCAACAACAAAUAGUGAAACGGUGGAUUUAACCCUCAGCGAUUCCGAUGACGAUAUGCCGCUGGCCAAGCGGCGUCCCACCAUCAAGCAAACUUCAGCUGUUAGCGCUCCAAAUGCGGCGGUGUCCACAUCUAAUAUUAACGGCAGCGGCAGCGGCAAUGGCAAUGCUGCUGGUAACGGCGGUCCCAAUGCCAGUCAGCGCAAUGCUUUUCAACCGCCACGAACUGCACAACAAAAGGAAAUGGUCGAGGAGAAUGAACAAAAUUUUCAAUGUUUAGAACUUACCGAUUCAUCGCCCAGUAUACAUACCGUCGAUACCAGAACCGAGCUGUACAGCGAUGCACUGACUCAACAACAACAACAACAAUACUACGCACACGAACACCGCCAGCAGCAACAACAACAACAGCAAAUGCAAAGUAAUCGCCGCGGUAGCAGCGUAAGUAGCGGCGCAAGUGUAUCUUCUAAUUCGGCUGCCACAUCAACGCUAACUACGAACGCUAUGGAGUCCACAUCGGCUGCACCCAACGAGCCAGAACCGUAAAUUCCAUACGGAUGUUGUGUUAAAUUUUUGGUAUUUCAUAUAUGUACAUACUUUGUAUGUUUUUGCAUGAGCUGUGUUUAUAUAUACAUACAUAUUCUUAUGUAUAUUGUAUGUAAAUGCAGAAAGUUGUUAUAGCAAAUGAUGGGUGAACUUGCACGAUAGUUUCCUUUGUAUAAUGUGUAAAAAAAACUACUAGGUAAUUCCAAUUUUAGACUAUAUACUUUCUGAGUCGUGUAACCGAUUUUAAUUUAGUUAUUGGCUUGGGGGAAAACUUUCAGUAAAAUUUGUUUGAAUAAAUUUUUCGAAAAAAGUCUCCCUACUGCUGUUCAACGUCAACCUUUAGAACGAAGUAUUUUUUGUGGAGUUGUGUUUUCGCUCGGACACCAUUUACAUUAGUUGAUGGUAAAAAUCCUCGAUUUCAUGCAACAUUGUUCGGUAAAAAAAAUUUCCAUAGCAAAUCAUGCAAUUUCCCAACAUUUCUAUAUAAGCUUUACUGCAGACUUUCGAAGCUUUGUGGUGGGAAUGUCUGAAAUUUACCAUAUUGGUCCUGAAAUCAAGUGAUUUUCGCCAAAAAUCAAUCAAAAAUAAUUACAAAGUGUUUUUCCUUCCAACAGUUGCUUGUACUUGAAGCUGCAGAAUUCUGUAUCAUCGAUAUGAACUGUUGAAAGUUUCGUGUAGGUUGCCAUUCAAGAAAUCACUCCAAAAUAUAAUUUUAUAUUUUUAUGCCAAAAGUUGCUUCAAUUGUCGGUAAAAUUAAAAAAAAUUCAACUUAAAUAAAAUUUAUCCACUUUUUGAUCACCUUUAUCUUGUGCAAACUAUUUUCUAUGAGAUUUAAAAGUUUUAACUUAACUAAAUAGUUGCGUAUGUUUCACAGAAACUUUAUAGAUAAUUUAAUUGUAAAAGUAUGCAGUAAGAAUAAGACACAAAAUAGUAAACUUUUAACUUAAACUCAAACUCGAAAAAAAAAAAAUACAAACUAUAGUUUAGGAUGUUAUGUAACUUAUAAGUAAUGCAGAAAUUAAUUUAAGACACAAAUAUUUAACACGUUAGGCCUAAAACAUAGAGCAGCAUUAAGAGAACAAAAGUACACUUAGCAAGCAAGCACGCUUUUAUGCGCGUUGCUCUCAUCAUUGUUGAUCUUUCGCUGCGCUAUGUUUGAGGUCUUAAUACUGGAGGAUUGAGAGAGACCUUUUAGCCUAUGCUUUCGAAUUUUAGUUAUGUUAUAUUAGAAACAGGUGCCGUUAUGAUUGCUAAAAAGCAAAUUUUGUUAAAGGCGCCUAAAAAUACGCAGCUGAAAGUGGCGUAAACUCCUAAAUGUAUGCAAUAUAAUUAGACAUUGUUUUCGCACACUCUUUUCACCAUAAUUUUCAUUAUAUUUUAUUAUGAUUA
Bactrocera latifrons is the source of this 3905-nucleotide messenger RNA. It is a transcript of the gene Su(var)2-10, whose product is annotated as E3 SUMO-protein ligase PIAS2. The coding region runs from base 342 to 2516 and encodes 724 amino acids. Lineage: Eukaryota; Metazoa; Arthropoda; Insecta; Diptera; Tephritidae. Gene Ontology annotation, biological process: regulation of transcription by RNA polymerase II; protein sumoylation. The transcript is spliced from 9 exons. The record is from RefSeq and is a predicted model, not a curated record. Gene Ontology annotation, molecular function: transcription coregulator activity; zinc ion binding; SUMO ligase activity.